Perca flavescens (yellow perch) is the source of this 2208-nucleotide messenger RNA. Its product is annotated as ZP domain-containing protein. The transcript has 10 exons. NCBI's taxonomy places the organism in Eukaryota, Metazoa, Chordata, Actinopteri, Perciformes, Percidae. Bases 104 to 1801 code for a protein of 565 amino acids. The record is from RefSeq and is a predicted model, not a curated record.
UCAGAACUGCUUUUCAGGGCUUCCUCUUCUGGCGUAUGAUCCAGACGGAGAUCAUGUGAGGUGCCGCUUUGCUGCAAAGUCUACAGCUCCUGCAAACUUCACUAUGGAUGAGACUACGUGCACGCUGAAAACCACGGGUCAAGUCGGCAUCGGUGUCCACGUGUUUGAGCUGAUGCUGGAGGACUCUUCUAGGAAAAACAUCACGUUGACCUACGCAGAUGGAACAUCAGCAUUUCGGGAGGCCUCCAACAUAAACUCACCGCCUCUCUGCAAAGUCAAGCUGCUGUUCUCCAUGGAGAUCCUUCCUCCAAUACCAAACUGUGAAGCUGGUCACGUGCAGCCUGUGUUCUUGUCCAGGACUCCUUCCCAUGGGGAUGUUCUUCAUGCCACUGUGGGUCAGUCUUUCCAGCUUUAUGCCCAAGCACAGGCACACCAUGCCAGCAUAAACGACUUCCAGGUGAGUGGCCCCCAGAACAUGAGCAAAGUGUUCAAAGACGAUAAGUUUGGAAAAGCCGAUGUGACUCUGAGCUGGACGCCACAGCCCAGCGACCUGUACAGAUCUGUCCCAGUGUGCUUCACUGCAGAGACAAAUCAAAGCCAAUCAGACAUGAGGUGUGUUGUUCUCAUGGUAACCCAAGCAGCUCUCAUUCAAGGCAAGGCCAGUGUCACAUGCUCACCCAACAAGAUGACGGUGGCCCUGGAGAAAGCUUCCAUGCCCGGCAUCGACGUGAACUUCCUCCAGCUGAGCGACUCGUUGUGCUCUCUCACCUCCAACAGCACGCACAUCUUAGGCAGCAUGUCAUUCAGCACCUGCGGCACAAAACUUGAGGACAAAGGCGACUUUCUCGUUUUUGUGAAUGAGAUCAACUCCUUCGAGCUGGCCAACGAGAUAAUAGUCCGAAGGAAGACAGUCAAGAUCGAAAUCUCUUGCAAGUUUCCCAAAACCAUCAGCAUCUCCAGUUACUACAAUCUCCAAAAUUCUGACUACGUUUUCACUGAGUCCAGCUUUGGCAGCUUUGGCUAUACUUUUGAGGUAUAUACCAAUAGCAACUUUACAAGCAAAGUGCCAGCCACCGCCUAUCCAGUGGAGGUCAGUUUGUUAGAGAAGAUUUAUAUGGGCAUUCGGGCUGAAUCGGAUCUACCAAAUGUGUCUUUGUUUGUCGAAUCAUGCAAAGCCACUCCUGAUGACAACCCUAACAACACCCUCUCCUAUGACCUCAUCAAGAACGGGUGUAUACUGGAUGAGACACUUCAAGUCCACCCAUCAAACCUGACUGCAUUCAACUUUGAGGUUCAAUCCUUCAAAUUUUCUGGAAACUAUAACGAGGUGUACAUCACCUGCUCCGUCAUCCUGUGUGAGUCUGGGAAUGCCUUUUCCAGAUGUGCCCAGGGUUGUGUGGCGCAGCCAGCCCGCAGACGCAAGCGAUCGCUGCACAAGGAGACAGUCAGCCACUCCAUAACCCAGGGUCCUUUUCGGUUUGUCGAGCAGGAAGUUCCCAAUGCAGUCAUGGAAGAUAACAACAGUCUCAUGAAAAAGAGUGACACAGCUGCUGCAGUGAACCCUCCACCAGUUUCUCCAGACAGCAAAUCAAGCGGAGGACGUCGGGACUUGGCUCCGACAGUCUCCAGUGGAGGAGGUUGGGGAAUCGAGCAGAUCCUCAACACCAACAUCAGCACCGUGGUCUUUGGCUGCAUCUUCUCAGUAGCACUGGUGUUGAUGGCUGUGCUGGUUCGUUACUUCAUGAGGAAGAGAAAAGCAGACGACCAAAAAUCUCUCUUAGGUUCUGGCUGGGAGAACUAAAACCCAACUCAUUUAAUAACGUGCUGUUUUACACAGCAUGUACGUUUUAAGUUAUAUUUUGGUAAAGGAUAGGUUCAGAUUCUUAAACUCGGCCCGUGACACUCUGCCUUUUAAAUCUAUAAUAGUUCAUAGAUUACUUCCUAAUCUGACAAAUCUAUAAUCUAUAUUGCACUACACAAAAAAAUCUUUAAUACAUGUCAAAUAUCUUUCACGUAAUUAACACUAUAGCAGUGCAAAUAAUACACUCAAAAUAUUCCAAGGGACAUACAUGAGGGUAGCCCCCAUCCAUCUCCUUAAAAAAAGAGUGACAACCUCUGCCCAAGUGUACAUUCAUUCAUCAUCCCUCCUGAUCAUACCGGCCAUUGAAUAGAUCCCUAACAUUUUUUCAAUUGAAGAGAUAGGGAACA